CCCGCCCUCGUGAGGUCAUCAGGCUGCGACACUCGGUAUCGGCGGUGCCGUGGGAGGCGGUGGCAGGAUGGAAGGGGAGGUCACUUUAGAUUCGGUCUAUCAAGCCGUCCAAGCUUUGUACCAUCAUCCAGAGCCACAGGGCAAAGAGAGGGCCUCAGCCUGGCUGGAUGAAUUCCAGAAAUCGAUGUUUUCGUGGCAGAUCUCUGACCAGCUGCUGCGGCUCCAGCGUGACAUCGAGUCAUGCUAUUUUGCUGCCCAAACGAUGAAGAUGAAGAUUCAGUACUCAUUUUAUGAGCUACCCCCGGAGAUGCACUCCUCACUCCGCGACUCUCUGCUCACGCACCUGGAGUGCCUGAAGGACCUGUCCCAGGCCAUCGUCACACAGCUAGCUCUUGCUGUUGCAGACCUUGCCAUACAGAUGACAUCAUGGAAAAGCUGUGUCCAGACGCUAAUUGAGAAAUAUGGCAAUGACGAGUCUGCACUCCCGUUCCUGCUGGAGAUUCUGACAGUGCUCCCAGAAGAAGUGCACAGCCGCUCACUACGAAUUGGCACCAACCGAAGGACUGAGGUCAUCGAGGACUUGGCCUACAAUGCCAGCCUGGUGAUUGGCUUAUUGACAGCCUACAUGGAGCGCUGUAGUCACGAUGAGAAGUUGGUGAUUAAAGUCUUCCGAUGCUUGAUGAGCUGGAUUAACCUGGGCAUCCUGCACACUGAUCACAUCGCUAACAGCCAGUUAUUGGUGGCACUCUUCCAAGUCCUUAGGCACAACCAGACGUCCUCAAACCUGCACGAGGUGGCGAGUGACUGUGUGUGCGCAGCACUUUAUGCAGUCGAGGGCUUGCAGGAGAGUCUACGGCUGGCACUACAGCUGCAGGAAGGGGUGACAGCACUGGAGGAAGCCUACCAUACUGCAGUCGCCUGUGAGGACAUGGACAAGGCACUGAACUAUUGCCGAAUUUUCACUGAACUGGCAGAAACACUGUUGGAGAUGGUCAUCCGUUCACCAGGACAGGGAUUGGGUGAUCUCAAAACGCUCAACCUCAUCUUAAACUGUGUUGGACAUGAGCAGUAUGAGGUGGCGGAAAUCACAUUCAAUUUCUGGUAUCGGCUAGCCGAAACUCUGCACAGGAUGAAGGACCCCUCGGUAAACCAGAUCUUCCGGCCGUAUUUCCAGAGACUUACUCAGUCGCUCACUUUCCACUCCCAGAUGGACCCUGAUCACGAGGGAGUUCUGGAUGAGACGGAUGAUUUUUACGAGUUCAGACUCCGGGUCUCUGAUCUUCUGAAAGAUAUUAUAUUCCUCAUUGGAGCUUCGGAGUUCUUCUCGCGGUUGUAUUCAACACUGAAAGAUGGCAGCCCAGCCUGGGAGGAGACGGAAGCUGUGCUUUUCAUCAUGACAGCAUUGGUGAAAAACCUAAACCCGGAAAAGGAACAAAGGCUGGGAGAUGUUGUUCAGGCAGUAAUCAGCCUCCCUGACAAUACUCAUUUAGCAGUACAACAUUCUGGAGUCCAGCUGUUGGGUGAAAUGGGUGAAUACAUCAACAACGUGCGAUGUCUAGAACUGGUGCUUAAUUUCCUAACCCAACGCUUGAAACAAAAGGAGUUAGCGAAUGCAGCUGCCAAUUCAAUCCAGAAUAUCUGCGCCAUGUGCAGCGACGCGAUGACUCGACACAUGGAAGGCCUGCUGCAGGUCGCCUCAUCCCUGGAUGCCCUCCCCAUCUCUUACGAAUCCUCCAUCGGGCUUCUGCGAGGUGCCUCCUUGGUGUUAUCUCGGAUGCCAUCAGACAAAAUCGAAGAGACCUUCCAGCGCCUUUGUUCCAUGCAAGUCACUGCUCUAAAGAAACUGCUGACAUCUGAGCAGAUCAAUGGCUUCUCAGCAGACCCAGCUGUAUGGUUGGACAGACUGGCAGCAAUAUUCAGGCAUACCAACGCAACAGUGGGUGAAGGGAGGCCACACCCCUGCCAGAAAGUCAUUCAGGAGAUAUGGCCAGUGAUUUCUGAAACGCUGUACAGGCACCAGGCAGAUAAUAGGAUGGCGGAGCGGUGUUGUCGGUGCCUGCGUUUUGCAAUCAGAUGUGUGGGUAAAGGAUCUGCUAUGUUAAUUCAGCCCCUGGUGUCUCAGAUGGUGAGUGUGUACCAGUCCCAUCAACACUCCUGUUUCCUGUAUCUUGGCAGUAUUCUGGUGGAUGAGUAUGGCAGUGAGGAGAGCUGCACGCAGGGCCUGCUCGAAAUGAUGCAGGCAUUUUGUGGACCAACAUUUCGGCUGCUCGAACAACCUCGAGGUUUCCAGAAUCAUCCUGACACUGUGGAUGACCUUUUUCGCUUGGCAACGAGAUUCAUUCAGCGAAGUCCAGUUGUUUUGAUCCAAAGCCCAGUGAUGUCCUUAAUCAUUCGAUGUGCAUUGACAGCAACAACGCUGAACCACCGAGAUGCCAACUCCAGUGUGAUGAAAUUCCUGCAGGAUCUGGUUCACGUGGCAACAAUCAAUAAGCACAAAGAAGAUUUUGAGCUCCGGAAGAACCUGGUCCAUAGAUUUCUCGGGGAGAGCGGAGCACUGCUUGUUGCGCAACUUGUACAGGCGUGCUGCUUCUACCUUGUCCCGAGCAUGCUGGGUAACGUGGCUGACGUCAUGUGGGAACUCCGCAUUUUUGAUCGGAAGACAUUCUGUGGGUGGCUGGAAGACGCUCUCAAAGCCCUACCAAAGGAGCUUUCGGCUGGGGCUAUUACAGCUACAGAGAAACAGAUGACAGAAUUCCAUAAACAGGUCAUGUGUGCUGAAGAUGCUACAAUGAUAGGUUGGUCCCUGAUGGAAUUCUCUGGGUUCUACAGGUAACACCAUCAAGUCACCAAGGAAGUAUGAUUUGUACAAAGUCCUUCCUCUGGAGUCAGCGACACCAUUAAAAGUGAGGAAUAAAUUAGUCAGAACUCAUUAAACUGGAAAGAAAGCAACAGCAACUGAAUUCCACAAGGGAUUAUCCAACUGGUUGCGGGUGGGUGGGGAAACGGGACAAAUCUUAUCCAGUUAUUUAAAGGGGUAUUUUGUUAAGAUUAUACUCAUGUAAUUGGGGCGGUACGGUGGUUCAGUGGUUAGCACUGCUGCCUCACAGCACCAGGGUCCCAGGUUCGAUUCCAGCUUUGGGCGACUGUGUGUGAGGAGUUUGCACAUUCUCCCCGUGUCUGCGUGGGUUUCCUCCAGUUUCCUCCCACAGUCCAAAGAUGUGCAGGUCAGAUGAAUUGGCCAUGCUAAAUUGCCCGUAGUAUUAGGUGCAUUAGUCAGAGGCAAAUGGGUCUGGGUGGGUUACUCUUAAGAGCGUCGGUGUGGACUGGUUGAGCCGAAGGGCCUGUUUCCACACUGUAGGAAAUCUGAUCAAAAAACUAUCAUGACUUCAGAAACAAAGGAUGGUGUUCUAGUUGUCUCAAUCAAGAUGAAUUCAUCAAAUAGAAUUGUGUGUUACAGUUGCACCUUGUUUCAAUUCUGGCUUCAGAAAUGGGCACCAUCCAAAAUGGAGGUGGCUCAAUGCUGUGUUGGCUUUCACUGCAUAUGACAAGGUCAGACGGGGGUUAUUCUGUAUAACUUGCACAAUAGUCAUUCAAGGAAGUACCAGAGUAUAUUGAGUUAAUAUAAGGUGAUUGCAUUGUAAUAUUGACCGAUAAGGAUGGUAGUGUUCAUUGUGGACUGUGUAUUUGAAAGGUGAAUACUGUCAACUUGCAUUGCCAUUGUCAGAAAGUGAAAAAACAGUUGCUCUGACUUGAAAAUGCACCAUUUUGAAUCUCUUGUGCUGAUAUCAAAUGAGUUAUCUAGGGGGACGCAAAGAUCUGAUGAUUAAUCUGGGCCUUAGAGCUUAUCCAAAAAUGUCUGGGCUGAUUAAAGGAGGACUGACCCAAAGCAUGCACACAACUUAACUUUUCCCAGUUUAGGUAACUUCAUUAGCAGUGUGCCUCAGCUAGUAGCACUCACCUUAAAUCAGAAAGUGGUUGGUUCAAGGUCUUGAAAAUGCGCAAUCCAGUCUGAAUGCUGAGGAAGUGUUGCCUUGUUAGUGGAUUGUAUUUUCGGACUAGGAAUAUCUUCAGUGGUGUCAUUAUUCCCCUCUAAAGCUUCAACCCCUAAAAUAUUAACUGGCAAUUUAUCAUAUUUGAUAUUUGUUGGACAUCUGUAAUCCUGGCAGCUACUCUGACUCCUUUGAGAACUGGGCAAGUGCAUAUUUGUUACUUUAGUCCGAGCCUACUGUCAAAGCAGCGUUCUGAAACAAAUCUCUGAAUCUGGUGGGGUUUCCUCGAAAAAGAUUAGAGAUUGUCCUUACUGACCCUUCUCUUCUCCCCCGUUCCUCAACAUGAUUCUCCUGAAUUAAGAGGGCACGUAAUGAUUUAAGAACCGUAUCUUUUAAGAUUCUGUUGCUGCCUGUCACAAACAUGCAGUGGUCACUGUUUGCAUUGUAAACAAGCACCUUUUAAGCAUAUUUCUUAAAUGGAGCUCAAAGCCACCUGCUUACUUGAGUGACAGUUUCUGGCAGAGCUAACUCAGGCAAAUUUGUGUGGGAUGCAGCAGCUGAAAUGUUAGCCAUGGUGACAGUCAGCAGUAUUUAUGUGAACAGUGAGUAAGAUAAAAGCAAAUGAGCAUUGCCUUCAGAUGAUUGUUAGGAAAGGAUCUUCUUAUAGGUCUGUGGUGCAGGUUUAUUGCUGUAUUUCUUAGGAGCAACAUUUAGGCCAUUUGGCCCCUUGAACCUGCUCUACCAUUCAAUAAGAUGGUAACUGAUCUGGUUGUACUCCCACUUACAUUUUCCUGUCUACACUCCAUACUUUGUGUUGCAAAGAUUUGAAUAAAUUUUAAAUCCCAGCCUCCCCUAUUUUGUGGGGAAGAGAAUUCCACGCACUACACCACGUUCCCCCUCCUUUUUGCAGUCACUUCACAGAUCUCCGUGCACAGCAGUGACUUCCGGAACUGGAAGUCAGUUUGUCAACACGCCUGUCGGCGUGCACCGAUCCUCCAAACGGCUCAGAGGGAACACUGCCCCUCAGAGAAAAUGAUCCUCUCUGUUUUAAAAGAGAGUCCUCUUAUUCUUUCUGAGAUCUGCAUUUUGUCCUGUCUCUGUACAGCUGAUUGUCCGUGUCAGUCCCACCUUGGUGAAUCCUGCUCAGUACUCCUGGUGCUGGCACUCACUGGGGCAAAGAAUGCAGCAGGUCCUGGACCUGAAUUUAGUUUAGACACUGUCAAUAAAUCCAGGAGCAGAAUGUGCCCUUCUGAACGUCGUUGGACGACCAGAAGGUCCACACUGGGCUCACAGCAGGAAGAGCAGUGGCCAACUGUGUCCACAUGAGCACCAGCAGCACUGAAUUCACUAGAGGAGGGGGAGUGUUCUGCUCAUAUGCAGCAGGGAAUGCGAGAAGCUGAUUGAGAUCUUCUCUUAAGUGAGGUUGAGCAGUGUGCCAGGUUGUUUGGUAAACCUCAUGGAAACUACACUGGCUCUGGGGUGAGGUGAAGAGAUACAUAGAUCGGGAGGUCACUGUUGAUGUGCCCAGUCACAGUGCGAUGACAUUUCCUUAUUCCGUUACUGAUUCCUGACGCCUCUGGGCAGACGGCUGCCAAUGGGCAGUGGUCAGCUGAAUUCCUUGGGUGCCAUUUGCUGAACCGAGUAGACUUUUGGGGAGGGAGGGUGUUGGGGGUGGAGAGACAAAAGCAACGCAAACUAGUGAUGGGUUUUUUAAAGUUUUUUUUUAAUAACAGGCUUAAACAAUUCAGAACAAGUUCUAUUUUUUCAGUUUUGCAGCAGUUUAAAAGCAGAUGUUAAAUGCAAAUAUCUUGUCCUCUGUGUACUGUGCAGUCCUUUCAAAUGUGAGUUAAUUUAACACUCGUGUUGUGCUGUCUGAUUCAUGUGAAAUAUUUUGUCUGUGUUUAGUGGUGGUAUUAAUGUGUGCCAGUGUAAAGAAUUUUGUUUUAUAUUAAACUUU
Molecule: messenger RNA, 5946 nt
Organism: Hemiscyllium ocellatum (epaulette shark)
Lineage: Eukaryota; Metazoa; Chordata; Chondrichthyes; Orectolobiformes; Hemiscylliidae
Product: transportin-3-like
Exons: 24
Coding region: 68-2833 (921 amino acids)
Biological process (GO): protein import into nucleus
Cellular component (GO): cytoplasm; nuclear membrane
Source: RefSeq, a predicted model, not a curated record